Erinaceus europaeus (western European hedgehog) is the source of this 1946-nucleotide messenger RNA. RefSeq names its product chaperonin containing TCP1 subunit 7 (gene CCT7). Gene Ontology annotation, biological process: protein folding. Gene Ontology annotation, molecular function: ATP binding; ATP hydrolysis activity; ATP-dependent protein folding chaperone. The record is from RefSeq and is a predicted model, not a curated record. Lineage: Eukaryota; Metazoa; Chordata; Mammalia; Eulipotyphla; Erinaceidae. Bases 154 to 1785 code for a protein of 543 amino acids. The transcript has 12 exons. Gene Ontology annotation, cellular component: chaperonin-containing T-complex.
AGAGUGGCGGAAGUGGCCCGCCCUCUUCCUCUCCGGGACCAACGGCUUUGCGAAGCUUCCAGGGACUUCCCUAGCGCGGGGUAUUGUGGGCUUGGCGGGCGGCCCUGACGCGGAGAAGCAGAGAAGUAGCGGGCCACUGACUCAGCUUCCAAAAUGAUGCCCACACCAGUUAUUCUGUUGAAAGAGGGGACUGAUAGCUCCCAAGGCAUUCCCCAGCUUGUAAGUAACAUCAGUGCCUGCCAAGUGAUUGCUGAGGCUGUCAGAACCACUCUGGGGCCCCGUGGCAUGGACAAGCUCAUUGUGGAUGACCGAGGCAAAGCAACAAUUUCUAAUGAUGGGGCCACAAUUUUAAAACUCCUUGAUGUCGUCCAUCCUGCAGCAAAGACUCUAGUGGACAUUGCCAAAUCCCAAGAUGCUGAGGUUGGUGAUGGCACCACCUCAGUGACCCUGUUGGCUGCAGAGUUUCUGAAGCAGGUGAAACAAUAUGUGGAAGAAGGUUUGCACCCACAGAUUAUCAUUCGAGCUUUCCGCACUGCCACCCAGUUGGCAGUUAACAAGAUCAAAGAGAUAGCUGUGACUGUGAAGAAGGAAGAUACAGUGGAGCAGAUGAAGCUGCUAGAAAAGUGUGCCAUGACUGCUCUGAGCUCCAAGCUGAUCUCCCAGCAGAAAACCUUCUUUGCUAAGAUGGUGGUGAAUGCAGUGAUGAUGCUGGAUGAUCUGCUGCAACUUAAAAUGAUUGGAAUCAAGAAGGUGCAGGGUGGAGCUCUAGAGGAAUCACAGUUGGUAGCUGGUGUUGCAUUCAAGAAGACUUUUUCUUAUGCUGGGUUUGAAAUGCAGCCUAAAAAGUACAAUAAUCCGAUGAUUGCCCUUUUAAAUGUUGAGCUUGAGCUGAAAGCUGAAAAGGAUAAUGCCGAAGUCAGAGUCCACACAGUUGAGGAUUAUCAGGCAAUUGUUGAUGCUGAGUGGAACAUUCUCUAUGACAAGCUAGAAAAGAUCCACCGAUCUGGAGCCAAAGUUGUCUUGUCCAAACUCCCCAUUGGGGAUGUGGCCACCCAGUACUUUGCGGACAGAGACAUGUUCUGUGCUGGCCGAGUGCCAGACGAAGAUCUGAAGAGGACAAUGAUGGCCUGUGGAGGCUCAAUCCAGACCAGUGUAAAUGCUCUGUCAGCAGAUGUGCUGGGCAGCUGUCAGGUCUUUGAAGAAACCCAGAUUGGAGGUGAAAGGUACAAUUUUUUCACUGGUUGCCCCAAGGCCAAGACCUGCACCAUCAUUCUCCGAGGUGGCGCUGAGCAAUUUAUGGAGGAGACAGAACGCUCCCUGCACGAUGCUAUCAUGAUUGUCAGGAGGGCCAUAAAGAAUGACUCAGUGGUCGCUGGUGGUGGAGCCAUUGAGAUGGAGCUCUCCAAGUACUUGCGGGAUUACUCCAGGACCAUUCCAGGGAAACAGCAGCUGUUGAUUGGGGCAUAUGCCAAGGCCUUGGAAAUUAUCCCACGCCAGCUGUGUGACAAUGCUGGCUUCGAUGCCACAAACAUCCUAAACAAGUUGCGAGCUCGGCAUGCCCAGGGGGGCAUGUGGUAUGGGGUGGACAUCAACAAUGAGGACAUUGCUGACAACUUUGAGGCUUUCGUGUGGGAGCCAGCUAUGGUGCGGAUCAACGCCCUGACUGCAGCCUCCGAAGCUGCGUGCCUUAUCGUGUCGGUAGAUGAAACCAUCAAGAAUCCUCGAUCAACAGUGGAUGCUCCCCCAGCUGCUGGCCGGGGCCGAGGUCGUGGCCACCCUCAUUAAGAGGCACUCUACUCCUCACAAGGGCUGGCAGGCUGGCUGGUUGGCUGUACAGGGUGCUUCCUCCCUUAUCUUGAUUAAUUGGUAUUACAAGGAAGGGGUAGUAAUGGGCUCACUCUGUUGUCACUGGAGGUUAUUUAAUAAAACUUAAAACUUAGAAUUCA